GGAGAGCUUUAACUUUGAUGAGUCUAGCUGGGUGCAUGCACACAUGAGGGUCAGGGCCUAGUUGCUAGUACUACAGGUGAUCGUGCUGCACACAAAAUCGAUAGGAUAUAUUAUUCAACUGGAUAAUUGAAGGUUAGAAAAACAGGAUGGUUAGUUUUCAGUGUCAAGACAGUAAAGGAAUAUUCGAGGAUGCUACCUUUCCUUUUCUACAACUGCAGAUAGGCAUUGCUAUUUUGCUCACGGGAAUCUUCAACGUCCUUCUUGGUCAUUUGGACCAAAUUAAAUAUGUUUCAUCAGCCUUUGCUGGUAUUGCGGUAGGGAUCAUAGGUCCAUUCUUGGGUAGCACGAAAUAUUUUCAAGCGAUAGCGGAGAAUUCAGAAUGGCUUGGCUUAGUCGAACUUAUUUCAUUUAUUACGUUGACGUGCUUCUCAUUCCUUGUUGGAGUGAAAACAGACAUGAAUAUGGUGGUGAAUGCAAGAAAAACAACUUACAUCAUAGGCUUUUCUACUUUCAUUUUCCCUCUACUCGUCAAUGCAGUUCUGAGUGUCGUGAUCAUGAAAACCAUUACGAUGGAAAAUGAACUGAGCGAUUCUCUCAAAUUCAUUUCACUGGCGGUAUCUACCACUUCUUUCUAUGAUACGGCUUGUGCCGUCAAUGACAUGAACCUCCUCAACUCAGAGAUAGGUCGUCUAGCCUUGGCCAUUUCGAUAAUCACCGGGUUGUUCAGUUGGGGGUUCGCUUUUGGACUCACCUUAAUAGCUGAAUUCAUGGCAAUGAAGCGAAAAUUACUGAUAAUUUCAGUGAUAAGUAAAUUUGCCUUGUUGAUAUUCGUCCUAUUCAUUGUACGUCCAGUAGUUUCGUGGAUGAAUAGAAAAACUCCAGAAGGAAAAACAUUGAGGGAGGGUUAUGUUUCCGUGAUCAUUAGCACUGUCUUGGGAGUUGCAUUUUACAGCGAGUUCGUUGGGCAACACGGGAUGUUCGGACCACUUAUGCUUGGACUGGUGGUACCUGUUGGGACUCCUGUGGGAAUAGCUGUUCAAAAAAAGCUCGACUGCUUCGUUACCUAUGUGCUCAUGCCAACUAUUUACAUUGUAGCAGGUUAUAAAGUACAAAAGUUCGAAUCCAAGUUAAGGAAUUGGGUAAUUGUGGAGUUUAUGAUAUUCUUUGCUUGUUUUUCGAAGAUUAUUGCAGUAAUGUUGUCUUCACUCUACUGCCAGUUUCCUAUUCAAGACUCCUUCUUGCUCGGUCUCAUAUUAAACUGUGCUGGCAUAUUUUACCUCAUAUUUUGUAUUUCAAUGGAUAGAGAGAAGUUUAUCGACCAACCAACUUACACGUACAUGCUUCUCACAAGUAUUUUGAUAACGAUGGUAUGCACACCUAUAGUGAAAUUUUUUUAUGAUCCUUCGAGUAGGUACACAAGCUACAAGAGACAAACUAUUCAGAACUCUUCUGUCAAGGAAGAGCUUCGAAUACUUGCUUGUGUUUACAACCAAGAAAACGUUCCAAGCAUCCUCAACUUCCUUGAAGCAACUAAUCCAAAAAAGAUAGCACUGUGUGCAUCUAUAUCUUGCACCUCGUUGAGCUGA
Papaver somniferum (opium poppy) is the source of this 1586-nucleotide messenger RNA. Its product is annotated as cation/H(+) antiporter 15-like. Lineage: Eukaryota; Viridiplantae; Streptophyta; Magnoliopsida; Ranunculales; Papaveraceae. The transcript has 3 exons. The record is from RefSeq and is a predicted model, not a curated record. Bases 147 to 1586 code for a protein of 479 amino acids. Gene Ontology annotation, molecular function: antiporter activity. Gene Ontology annotation, cellular component: membrane; endomembrane system. Gene Ontology annotation, biological process: proton transmembrane transport; regulation of pH.